Messenger RNA from Gongylonema pulchrum, 318 nucleotides. Lineage: Eukaryota; Metazoa; Nematoda; Chromadorea; Rhabditida; Gongylonematidae. The record is from the annotation of a GenBank genome assembly.
AUGGAAGUGCAAUGCAGCGAAGGCAAAACGCUAUUUAAACUGUUUAAAAAUAACUCCUUAACAUGCCGCACCGAUAUCCGGCAUAAUAAGUCGUUAUUUUUAAUGAUGAUGAGAAAGAAAGCGACCUUUUCGGACAUCUUUGGUGUGCUGUUCGUUCGUUUAAGAGAUGGAAUUAAGAUGUUUGUACGUGCACCGUAUUUACCGCUCCGUCCCCGUGACGAAGCAGAACUGGUCGACGCUGAUGCUGCGCGACGGCUGAAAGCAAAAUUUCCAAAGUUACCGGAGCGCAAAGGAAUUAAUAUCUCGGCAAUGUAUUGA